Messenger RNA from Aureobasidium uvarum, 2049 nucleotides. The record is from the annotation of a GenBank genome assembly. Lineage: Eukaryota; Fungi; Ascomycota; Dothideomycetes; Dothideales; Saccotheciaceae.
AUGUGUGGUAUCUCGGCCGUAGUCUCGCUGUCACCCAAACCUCUUGACCCAAGCAUCGCAAAACGCGAAGACGGAUUAACAACUUCGAAACUUGAUCAGAGUCUCGAAGCCAUCGAACAUCGAGGUCCUGAUGCUCGCGACACAUGGACAAGCAAGGACGGCAGAGUCGCUGACGAGUCCACACAGNCUCUUGGUCAUGUCCGCCUCGCCAUCAACGAUCUGAGUCCCGAUGGAGAGCAACCCUUCCACUCUUCUGACGACCAUAUACACGCUGUUGUCAAUGGAGAACUCUACGACGCGGACGCAAUCCGUGAACGACUUGUCAAGGAAACUGGCGUGACCUUCAAAGGCAAGAGUGACUGCGAGAUUGUCAUUGCUUUAUACCAGACCUACGGAACAUCUUUUCUAAGACACUUGCGCGGCGAGUUCGCUCUCUGCCUGUACGAUUCGAGGACAAAAUUUUUCAUCGCUGCACGCGACCGAUAUGGAAUCAAGCCAUUGUUCUAUACACAGAUUGACGGCAAUCUACAUGUCGCGGCAGAGAUGAAAGCCUUCCGUCCAUUUGGCUGGAGUCCAGAGUGGGACGUAAAAAGUAUUCUCGACCGCAAAUGGUUGUUCGGCCAACGAACUGCUCUCGACAAUAUUCUCAAGGUGAAACCUGGUUCCUACUUCACUUGCGAUGCAACUGGAUACGUUGAGCACAACAGCUACUGGGAUCUUGAGUAUCCUGACAAGCAACGAACCGAGCAAGAACUCAUCCUGGGUGUGAGGGAAAGGUUGCUGGACGCUGUGCGUGUUCGACUCCAAGCUGACGUCCCUGUUGGUGUUUUCCUCAGUGGUGGCAUCGAUUCGUCUGUUAUCGCAGGUAUGGUGGCCCAUUUGGUCAAGACAGAAGGAGUCAAGCUCGGAAGCAAUGAGGGUAUGGGCAACAUCCAUUGCUAUACCGUCGGUUUCGACGAAGAUAGCGGCUUUGAUGAGUCUGNNAUUGCCAAAAGAACAGCAGACUUCCUAGGCGUCAACUACCAUAAGACACACAUGUCAGAGCAGGUCUUGGCCGACAACUUCGAAGAAGCCACUUGGCAUAACGAGCAUACCAUGUCCGAUCUCAACUAUAUUGGCAAAUUUGUUCUCUCCCGCGCGCCUCGGGAGCAUGGAGUCAAGGUGGUCUUGACAGGCGAAGGCGCCGAUGAACACUUCGGAGGCUAUCCAACCUUCCUGCCUGACUAUCUUGCAGAGUUCGACCAUUCUUGGCCAAAAUACAAUCUCUCCGAGGCCGAACGUCAAGCUAUAUGGAAUGACCCGAAACACCACCCAAGCCAUUUUUUCAAAAUCAAGGAUGCAGCGGCAGAUGGCGACAAACCAAGACUGGUCAGCCCUGCGAACACACAGCUCAACAACAUCAGUACCCUCGAGUCUGUCGGCGCAACAUUUCCCAAUGUGUUCAACGACUGGACUUCGGAGCUGGGUGAAUACUCAAUCAAGGACAGCAUUGCAGACAACGUAGAUGGUCGCGUGAAAGGCCUUAUGACUGACAAGUGGCAUCCCCUACACACAGCUCAGUAUAUCUGGACCAAGGGAAUCCUGGCCAACGCGAUACUUACUUCUUUAGCCGACCGUGCGGAAAUGGCACACAGCCUCGAGGCAAGACCGCCCUUUNUGGACCACCCUCUGACAGAAUACGUCAAUCAAAUCCCGCCCAGUCUGAAGAUUCGUUGGGAUCCGAUUGAGCAACGAACGACCGAGAAAUGGAUCCUUCGCGAGGCUUGUAAGCCCUUCAUCACGCAAGAAAUCUAUGAGCGCAAGAAGCAUGUGUACUCUGCUCCACCAGCAUGGCCUGUCGAUGGGCCAUUGCAUAAGUUGAUGCAGCGAUUGGUCACUCGCGAGAACAUUGAGCAAUUGGGAUUUGUGCAGUGGGACAAGGUCAAAGGAAUUGUACCAAAAGCUUUUGAAAACCGCGAUGAGUCGUGCUUUAGACUUUCUUGGAUCCUGGCCCAAUGGGUGGUGCUCGGUCAGAAGUUUGGAGUUCAGAAAGCGCGGCCUUGCGUGUAG